CAUCAAAUGGAUAUGGAUAUGGAUGACGAAAUUGAGUUUAAAUGGAUAUGGAUGUAAACCCAUCCGCUCCAUAUCUGCUCCAAUACCAUUCUUACUCAUGAAUGUAGAUUUCUAAAACACCUAUAGGCAAGUACAAAAGAAAGGUUAAUGUGUUGGACUAAUCUAUGAUGGAUUCAUCUUACAAAUCCUCUUAUACACGUCACUAAUCCUAUUGAGUGUUAGCGAGUCCUCCUAAGUUUAUGAAAUUAAUGACGCUUGUUGUAAGUUGAUAUGUAAUUUGUAGGAGGAUAUAAUAAAGCUCAUGUCUUUUAUCACUCUUUUGUUAUGAGUACACUUGGAAUUUAUGUAUUUUAGUUUAAAGUUUGCCAAAAAUAACUUUCGCGGCGUUUUUUUGACUUAUUUAAAUUGCAUGCCGUUUAUGUAAAUAAAUUCAAUGAUGGAAAAAGUUUCUCCAUGAAAGGAAAUUUGGAAGGUAGUAAAUAAAUUUUCAAAUAUUGACGCAUAUGGGGUUGGAGGCGGGCAUAGUCACAACGCCGGCCCCAUAACCUAAACAGGAUUAGCAAGUACAAAAGAUUGGGUAAUGUGUUGGACUAAUAUUCGAUGGAUACAUCCUACAAAUUAACAUACAAAUCCUCUACACACAUCACUAAUCCGAAUGAGUGUAAGUGAGCCUUGCUUGUAAGUGUAUUAAGUGAAUUACGUGUCUUAUUCAGUCUUUGGUAAUGAGUACGCUUGGAAAAAUGUAUUUUACUUUAAAUUUUGCCAAAAGUAACUUUCGCGGGUUUUUUUUUUUUUUGAAUAAUAUAAACCGCACUGCCGUAUUUGUAAACAAAUUCAAUAAUAGAAAAGUUUACCCAUCAAAAGGAAAGCUGGAAGGUAGUAAAUAAAUUUCCUUACAUUGGCAAAAUAUAGACGUGGAUGGGGUUGGAAUGGUCACUACCCAGCCUUUAACCUUAACGGGUGCACAACUUAUGGGUGGUGAUUUCCAUCGUUAUAAAUAGACAUCAAUACGAGGUUUGUUCACACCUCUUUCUGUCUUUAUUUCUUAGAGUGGUGGUGAGAUAGACCAAGGACCCAACAUUCUCUUAGUUUUCAUUCUUUCUUUUCUCUUUUCGUAAGAUACUAACUCUUAGACUAAAUCAUGGUUAGAACUAAGAUAGACGUUGGCUUUAUCGAGAAUGUUCAAAGGAGAAGAGUGUGUUUCUCCAAAAGGCGAAAUGGCUUGGUAAAAAAAGCCAAUGAGCUAUCUGUGCUUUGCAACGCUGAAGUUGGCGUGAUAGUGUUCUCAGACACUGGGAAACUCUACGAGUUUGCCAGUUCAAGUAUGCAUCAAGUACUGGAGAGACACAUGAGAGCUAAUACUGGGGCACCACCAUCGCCAGCACAAGCUCAACCUGAUAUGUCACACCUAUUGGCACAACAAGCAGAGGAGAUAAGAAGGCUUAAAGAUCAAGUGGAAAUGCUAGAAUCAGAAAAAAAGUUACUGUUGAAUGAUCUGGAGGUGCUGGCGGGCAAAAACAAACCUAUCUGUUAUGAUAAUGCUAACUUGGAAACGGCACUCACGUUAAGGCCACCUUUCAAUUCUGACCCGAGUGUCCCUAAAGUUUAAAUGUUAAUGAAGGAAUCAUGUUCAACCGAACCUCCAAGCUGAAUGGAGAUGUGAUGCCAUACGAGGUUUGGAUUGUAGAAGCGGAGACUUUGAAACAAUAUCUUCUGUCUUUAUCUCAUAGUUUCUGUCCUUUACUUUUUCGUUUUGUUGUUUUCUUAAUUUUUCGAGCAAGUUCUUGUGGUUAAAAUUUAUCUCAAUCUUGUGUCUGACUAUAUCAGUUUAUUGUUGACUUGGGUUUUUAAUCAAGUUCUUGUUGGAAAUUUAUCUCAAA
This is a messenger RNA of Erigeron canadensis, 1880 nucleotides long. RefSeq names its product MADS-box protein SOC1-like. Gene Ontology annotation, molecular function: protein dimerization activity; DNA-binding transcription factor activity, RNA polymerase II-specific; RNA polymerase II cis-regulatory region sequence-specific DNA binding. The transcript is spliced from 5 exons. The record is from RefSeq and is a predicted model, not a curated record. Gene Ontology annotation, biological process: positive regulation of transcription by RNA polymerase II. Lineage: Eukaryota; Viridiplantae; Streptophyta; Magnoliopsida; Asterales; Asteraceae. The coding region runs from base 1142 to 1609 and encodes 155 amino acids.